Gasterosteus aculeatus aculeatus (three-spined stickleback) is the source of this 2256-nucleotide messenger RNA. NCBI's taxonomy places the organism in Eukaryota, Metazoa, Chordata, Actinopteri, Perciformes, Gasterosteidae. The record is from RefSeq and is a predicted model, not a curated record.
GUAUCUUUUUGACUAUCGGGUUAACCCGGGUUAACCCAGGUUAACGCUAUGGCCCUCAGCGAAGGCUCCGUUUGCACACGUCAUCAACGCGCGACUCCUGUCUGUGUCCAUCGGGAGGCUGGACGCGUGAAAUGGAGGCGCUUAUUCGGAGAUCGCACGUUUGAUUGAUCAGAUACUCCUUUUACUUUGUCUACCGUAGGUAUAACUUGUAUGUAGUAUUGUAUGUAGUAUGAGGUAUUAUAACGUAGUACAUUAUUACAAAUGUGGCAGCUGCACACGCGUAACUUCCAUGUGUCGUUUAACGUCACAUUUGUAGUUUGAUUCAAAGGAGAAAGAAGCUGGACAUGCCGCGCCACGGGGUCCCGCUGAGAUGGCUGGAUUACUCAGCAGUUGGAAAAAGACUGAACGGGACGCGUUUCAUCGCCUUCAAAGUUCCUCUGAAGCAGUCUCUGAACCAACAGCUUCCGUCUUCUGAUGUUUUUGGCCUGUGGGAGCUGCUAGACACUCUGAAGAGGGAAGAUCAGGAGCUUGGUCUGAUCAUCGACCUGACGUUCACGACGCGCUACUACAGCCUGCAGGACGUCCCAGACUCUUUGCUCGUCAUGAAGAUCUUCACUGCCGGUCACGAGGUUCCCAGCAACAAAACUAUCCUGAGCUUUAAACGAGCCGUCGGCGCGUUUCUACGAGACCACGCAGACAACGACAUGCUGAUUGGAGUCCACUGUACUCACGGUCUGAACCGUACUGGCUACCUGAUCUGCAGGUACCUGAUAGAUGUUGAUGGGAUGGAUCCUAAAGAGGCAGUAGCGUUAUUCAACUCCUCCCGUGGACAUGCUAUGGAAAGACAGAACUAUUUGGACGACCUAUUACGUGGCCCAAAGAGAAGAUCAGUCUCUAACAGCAAUGAGGGGAUGCAGGAGGCGGAGCAAGAGCCAAUGAGAGGUCUCGCUUCACAACGCCGCCUUUCUGCACCGCCCUUAAAAGACCACAGCAGACCUUUCCCUCCAAGAGGAGCAAGCCAGCGGUCACACAAACACCAUCUAAACUUUCCCAGUCCAUCUAUGGGAGCCCCUCCCCCCUCCUAUCAAUGGAGGACCUCUCAUGCUGACAGUCAGUGGAGGAGUCCCCCUUGCUCAGAGGGGAGUAGGUCCAGGUAUGCUCAUCCAGAUCACAGGAGGGCAAGAUAUGGUCCUCCAGGAGACAGCAGGUCCAGGAAUGCUCAUCCAGAUCCGAGGAGGUUAAAAUAUGCUUCGCCACUGGACAGCAGGUCCAGGAAUGCUCUGCAGAGGUCAGCAGGUCUAGAUAUGCUCCUCCAGAGGAUAGCGGUCCUGGAUAUGCUCUUCCAUAGGACUGCGGGUCUAGAUAUGCUCCCUCCAGAGGGCCGCGGGUCUAGAUAUGCUCCUCCAGAGAGCCGCGGGUCUAGAUAUGCUCCUCCAGAGGACAGCGGGUCUAGAUAUGCUCCUCCAGAGGACCGCGGGUCUAGAUAUGCUCCUCCAGAGGACCGCGGGUCUAGAUAUGCUCCUCCAGAGGACCGCGGGUCUAGAUAUGCUCCUCCAGAGGACCGCGGGUCUAGAUAUGCUCCUCCAGAGGACAGCGGGUCUAGAUAUGCUCCUCCAGAGGUCAGCGGUUCUAGAUAUGCUCCUCCAGAGGGCCGCGGGUCUAGAUAUGCUCCUCCAGAGGGCCGCGGGUCUAGAUAUGCUCCUCCAGAGGGCCGCGGGUCUAGAUAUGCUCCUCCAGAGGUCAGCGGGUCUAGAUAUGCUCCUCCAGAGGACAGCGGGUCUAGAUAUGCUCCACCAGAGGAGAACAGACUGAUAGAUCCCACUUGUCUCCCUCGUUACUCAGCCUGCUGGACUAAUGAGUCGGUUGAGACUGACUGGAGUUGGCUAAACCUGAAAGGAGGCGUCCCUCCACACAAACUGUGAGGGGAGAGAAGGGGUUUCUCCUCAGAGGGUGUCAUUCUUCAUGGUUCUCUUGAUGAACGCAACUCACAAGUCCAAAUGUCGGUCCAUAAACAAUAUGAGGGCUUCAUGUGUACUUUGCUGUAGUGAGAGAUGAUACACCAAGAAGGUAUUAAUAGAGUUUUUAAAAGUCAUCUAAAAAGACAUGAAAUAUCAACAUUAGACUUCAUACCUUUUAAUAAGUUUACUGGUUUUGCCACAAUUAUUAUUCCGGUUUUAUUCUCCAUUGAUUAGUUGCUUGUAUAUGUAUAUGGCAUCAAAAUGUGCUUAAUAAAAGACUCAAAUCUUUCGACUUGGA